Molecule: messenger RNA, 4224 nt
Organism: Salarias fasciatus (jewelled blenny)
Lineage: Eukaryota; Metazoa; Chordata; Actinopteri; Blenniiformes; Blenniidae
Gene: bcam
Product: basal cell adhesion molecule (Lutheran blood group)
Exons: 17
Coding region: 233-2083 (616 amino acids)
Biological process (GO): cell-cell adhesion
Cellular component (GO): cell-cell junction; plasma membrane
Molecular function (GO): cell adhesion molecule binding
Source: RefSeq, a predicted model, not a curated record
CUGUGCGUGUGUGUAAGACACACACACUGAGAGAGAGAGAGAGAGAGAGAGAGAGAGAGCGAGCGAGAGAGAGAGAGGCAGUCCUUCUGCAGAGAGAGAGAGGGAGAGAGAGGGGUCCGGGAAGCUUUGGAGCAUUGAAAGAAGAAAAAGACUUGCUGCUGUGCCACAUUUCCACACCCUACAACCACAAACAAAGUGAAUACUUUUCCUCAGAAAAGUUGGAAAAGCGGACAUGGCCGGGAUAACAUUCGCACGCGCGUCGCUCCUGUGCACCUUGCUCCUCUGGGCAUUUCAAGUUUGCAGUGGGGCUGUCACAGUGAAAGUGGCUCCAAAGGUGGAAGUGUUGAAGGGAGACACUGCUCAGCUGCCGUGCACACACACCGUCUCACCACCAUCAACUAACACCAUUGUGGAAUGGUUUUUCGAGGAGCAGGGAACCAGGAAACGCGUGGCUUUCCGCUCUCAGAGUGGAGAGCUGAAAAGCGACGACGACACUCCGCUGGCGGGGCGGGUCACCAUCGGAGAGGACUUCACCUUGACCAUUUCCUCCGUCAAACCUUCUGACGAGCUUGCUUUCUACUGCCAGGUCACCGCCGGCCCGAACGGCGUUGAAGAUGCUCAAACUUGGCUCAAAGUCUUCUUUGCUCCUGAGAAGCCAGAACUCAUAAAGACAUCAGUUCAGGCCAUCUCCGUGGGACAGUCUACCAGCUCAGAGAUUGGCACCUGCGUGACGAUGAAUGGCCACCCUCAGCCAAGGAUCAUCUGGUUCAAAGAUGACCAGCCCCUCCCUGAGGUCAAAGACAAGCGGGAGAAGACCUACAUGGUCCCCUCUGUGGUGAAGGAGGCCUCAGGUCUGUUCACCAUCAAGAGCACCCUGUACGCUCAGCCCACCAAGGCCGACAAGGACUCGGUCUUCCAGUGCACCGUGGAGUACAGCAUGCCGGGAGACCAGAUCAAACAGAAGAAGUCCGACACCAUCACCAUCAACCUCUACUAUCCCUCCGAGACGGCGACCUUUAAACUGCUCAACGCUGAGCCGAUCAAAGAGGGGGAUGCCGUCACGAUGAAAUGUGAGACUGACGGAAACCCCCAGCCAGAGUUUGACUUCACUAAAGAUGGUAAAAGCCUCCAAGGCCAGGGCGGUGUUCUGACACUGAAAUCUGUCAAGCGCACAGACGCCGGUUCAUACAAGUGCCAAGCGACUGAUUUCGAUAACCUGGAUGCCGAACUGAGCGGAACGGUAGAUCUUACCGUCAACUACAUCGACCCGGUGAGCGUGACUCCUGCCGAGUCUCAAGUUGUCAAGUUUGGAGACAAAGUGGAGUGGCAGUGCAAGACCAAGGCCUCUGCUCAACACACUGUCCAGUGGAAAAAGGGAUCCGAGGUUCUCUCUCAGGACGGCACUCUGUCAAUACUUCAAGCUUCCUACAAAGACGCCGGAGAGUACAUGUGUGUUGGAGCCGUUCCAACGGUGCCAGGACUGACGGCUCAGUCGAGUGUCAACCUCACUGUCAAAGGAAAACCAGUGAUCGAGACUCCGGCUAUCGCCGAGGUGGGGCAGGAAGGAGAGACGGUGACUGUGAAGUGCACAGCCUACGGCGUUCCCAUCCCUCAGUUCAACUGGAAGCCCCCAGGAAAAGAGGCGGUUACAGUGGAAGGGAACAAGGCGGUGAGCACCCUGACUCUCCAGGCCACAGCAGAGAUCAUGAAGGAGGGCGUGGUCUGCGAGGUCGCCAAUGAGUACGGAGCCGCUAUGGGGAACGUCCCGGUAUCUCUCAAACGAACAGUUGGCAACUCAGCUGAAGUGCUGCUCUCUGGAAAUCCUGUGCUAAAGUCAGCUGACAAGCAGCAGGGAGGCUCCAGCGGGGUGGUGAUCGCCGUGGUGGUCUGUGUGCUGCUGCUGCUGCUGCUGGUGGCCCUCAUCUACUUCCUGAACAAGAGGAGCAAGCUGCCCUGCAGCAAGAAGAACAAGAAGGAAGUGGCCGGUGGAGAGGUGAAUAAUGACAUUGUUGUGGAGAUGAAGACUGACAAGGCCAACGAGGAGGCCGGUCUCCUCAACAGAAAACCUCCCACAGAACAGUGAUAAACACCAGGUGAAUGAACGUAACUCACAUCGGGAUGAAGGGAAGAGGAUGACAGCUAUGAAGACAGCAGGGCUAACUUUUUUACGUUUGACUGAUGGAGGGGGGCAGCCGCGGUGGAGCUGGGAGUCGGUUUUGUUUUGGGGACUUUGGGGGGGUUGGGGGUUUGACACCAUGCUCGGUCUUGUUCAUGCUCGUUUUAAAACCCGGAUAACACCAGAUGUCUGGAGUUUAUCGUUUAAGCUCCGUCCAUCUCGUGCUAGUCCCAGUUUCUAAUGAUACAUGUGCACAAUCUGAUUGUGUCGUCACUGGAUUACUUUGUUGUUUUGUUUAGUUUUCUUUCACCAAUCAAAUCUGUGUUGGACUCCUCAAGCAGUACGGGGACGUCCAGUGAAGCCUUGGCAGACAUUCAACACCAGAAGUUUUCUUACAUGCUGCCAAUGAAACAGAAAAAUGCCAUAAAAACACAGUUAGGUCACACUUUUGAAUUAGUCUGCAUUCAAACGAAUCACUGAACAUCUUUGCUGCGUUGGAGUCCGCUCUUCAAAUUCUUCUUCUCAGCCAGUGGAAAUACAACAUUCUGUUCUCCUGUUUGAUUCACCUCAAUAACAAGUGAUGAUUUACGCUCACAAUAUUUAAUCCCCGAGCACACUGUUCGGCACUCACAGCUGUAACAUUUUUGCUCAAAGAAGCUCUGUGUUUGCUUUAGUGCUGUUUAUAAUUGCAUUUUUGCCACCUGUGAAUGUUUUUUUUUUUUCUCCUUUUUUCGAUAUUCCUAAUUAGGUUUCAGUGAGAGCCACUGAGACAUUUAAUAACGUCAAUCCUUUCUCCAAAAUUGCUUGCCUUUUAUAUCCAGAUAAUAUGCUGCCAAACAAGCAGGCUUAUCGCAUUGUACAAAUUUGUUCUCAGCGUUUCCAGGACACAUGUACGUUAAGUCAGUGCACCGAUUUGUUUGCUUGUCUUUCUGUGUUUCCUGUUAUUUACUUUAAAUUCAAAUAUUGGUGAACCUGUCCAUCAUGCGGUAGGAGCACAGUGCGUUAUGUAGAGUCCAGCGGUGUCUGCUGUUACCAAGCUGUUGACUAUAAUUGCCACAGUUUCUUUUUUGGGGGGGGGUUUCUUUGCCUUUCUGUUCUCUACUCUGGGGCAAAAAUCCAGAGUAGAGAACAGAAAGGUGAGAAACUAUCCCCAUGAGCACAUGGCGGCUCGGCUCAGACAGCCCAAUUAUCAUCAGCGUUCACUGUGAAAUUGGUGGAAUUUUGGUGAAACGUUCGACAAUCUCAACCAGCGGCCCGCUGCGCAGUUGUUCUCCCAUGACAGCAAAAUGAGCCUUUCAUCGGCAGCAGCAACAGAUUCGCCUGUUUUGGAGAAAUGACGGCCGCAGACGGGCUCACUCCGGGCUGAAGCGGCGGAGGCUCAGACAGGCGUGGGAGGGAUGUGGGUUUUGCUGCUGGAGUUUGUGAUGUAACUUUUAUUUUUACCAAAUGAAAUAGUUUUCGAGUGUCACAGCAGGAGCGUUUCUGUGAUUUAGGUACUUUAUACUGGCAUUUUUGUUCCUCCCCUACACUGUCGGUGGGCCAAAAAGGUUUGAUAGCAGGUUGAUGUGCUCUUUUACUUUGUUGUACACUGGAACGAAUGGCCUUGAUAUGUUUUUUUGUUUUGCUUUUUUGAAAAAAGGUCACUCCAAACCACUACUAGCAGCCAAAAGCCUCAUUUUUUCUUUUCAGUGUCUCUCUGCUGAUGUUGCCAUAAACGUACUGACUGUUAGGAAACCUGUAGCCGCAGAUGGAGAUCGAUUGAUGAUCCUGGACGAUUGUUUUUGACUUGUUCAUAUAAAAAUAUUGUGGUGUAAAAGUUGUUAUUUUAGAAAGGGGGCUUCUUAAUUUUGGAACUACUGAGUUUUUCUUUUUCCCACACUUUUUCAUUCACUGAGAGCAGAGAGAUUUGGUUUUUUAAAUUUUAUUUUAGUUUUUAUUUGUCUCUCAGUGCUUUAUGUCUCUCUCUCUCACUCUCUCUCUUUCUGUACUGUAUACUGUAUAUUUUGUGGUACACUGUUUGUGACCUCUGUGGUGUGAUGAUGCUUUUUAUUUUGUUGGAGCUGUGUAGAAUUUAUAAUGAAAAAAAAAAUCAAGAAAAGCCAAUCCCA